Austrofundulus limnaeus is the source of this 3430-nucleotide messenger RNA. RefSeq names its product SMG8 nonsense mediated mRNA decay factor (gene smg8). Gene Ontology annotation, biological process: nuclear-transcribed mRNA catabolic process, nonsense-mediated decay. NCBI's taxonomy places the organism in Eukaryota, Metazoa, Chordata, Actinopteri, Cyprinodontiformes, Rivulidae. The transcript is spliced from 5 exons. The coding region runs from base 22 to 2784 and encodes 920 amino acids. The record is from RefSeq and is a predicted model, not a curated record.
GGUUCCUACCUGGUAUSCACCAUGAAGGAAGCGAACAUGUCGCUGCCGGUGAGUGUCGGAGCUCUGCUCCAGGCGGAGCCCCGGGAGGACGCUGCUCACCGGGACGACGGUCUCUGUGUUGUCGGUAUUUUCGGUAAAAGCAACACGCAGCCGGAACCGAUGAAGGAGUCCCUCAUCAACGCCUUGGCGGACAAACACGUCUUCUCGCUGUUCGGUGGUGCGGAGGACGACACGGCGGACAGCCACAUCCAGGCCUUCUACAACCAGGAGGACCGGGUUCUGUACCUGCUGCUGUCCUCCGUGUCCGACAGCCGGCAGCUGCUGCGGGCUUGUCGGUCUCUGAGCGCCGGGCUCAGCCACUCCGAUGCCCACGACAUUUGGAAGGGCCUGGACCGGCAGCACUGCCUGCACCUGCUCUACAUGUUCUCCGUGUGCCACGUCCUGCUGCUGGUUCACCCCAGCCAGACCUUCGAUGUGACCUACGACCGUGUGUUCAGGGCCCUGGACGCCCUGCGGCAGAAGGUGCUGCCUCUGAUCCGGGCUGCCAUCAAGGACUGCCCCGUGUCCAAAGAGUGGAAGCUGAACUGCAGACCCUGUCCUCCGCGGCUGCUCUUUGUCUUCCAGAUGACCGCGUCUCUGAAGGUCUCCACAAACGGUUCCGACUCUGGAGGAAACCCUGACAAACUGAAGAAGCACUCUCCGAGGCGGCGGCUGCAGCACGCUCUGGAGGACCAGAUUUACCGGAUCUUCCGUAAAAGCAGAGUUCUGACCAACCAGAGCAGCAACUGUUUGUUCACCGUGCCCGCCAACCAGGCUUUUGUGUACGUGAUCCCGGCAGCGGACAAGGACCCGGUGGGCACUCUGCUGGGCCAGCUGCGGUCCAACUGCAUCCUGUCGGAACAGGACCCCGUGGUGUCUGUGUCGGGGCCCAGGCGGUACCAGCAGAUGCGGCGGUCAGCCCGGCAGCCCAGCUUCGGUGGAGACUCUAUGGGCUCGUUGGGGGGCAGUCAGCUGGUGGACUGCAGCCUGAAGGAGUUCCUCUGGCAGCACGUUGAACUGGUUCUCACCAAAAAAGGCUUUGAUGACAGCGUCGGCCGGAACCCACAGCCGUCACACUUUGAGCUGCCGACCUACAACAAAUGGGUCCAGGUCGCUUCCAAACUCUUCCAGGUUCUGAUCACCAACACGGACGAAGACGUGGCAGAGCUGGCCACCAAAGUGCAAAGCCAGGCGAAGGUUUUGGACGGUUUUCUUGAUGCCGACACAAAGUUUUCUGAGAACAGGUGCCAGAAAGCUCUGCCGCUGGCCCACAGCGCCUACCAGUCCAACCUGCCGCACAACUACACCACCACGGUGCACAAGAACCAGCUGGCACAGGCCCUGCGGGUCUACAGCCAGCACGCCCGCGGCGUGGCCUUCCAGCGCUACGCCGUGCAGCUCCACGAGGACUGCUUCAAGUUCUGGAGCAACGGCCACCAGCUGUGUGAGGAGAGGAGUCUGACGGAUCAGCACUGCGUUCACAAGUUCCACCUGCUGCCUGAGCCGGGAGAGAAGCCAGACCUGGAUCACAACCCGCCCAUCAUGAACCACAACAGCAGGGGGCGCUCUACCAGCUCCUGUAACUGUGGGCGGAAACAGGCUCCUCGCGACGAUCCGUUUGACAUCCACGCUGCGAAUUACGACUUCUACCAGAUGCUGGAGGAGAAGUGCUGCGGGAAGCUGGAAAAGAUCCAGUUUCCUGUGUUUCAGCCCAGCACCCCCGACCCGGCUCCCGCCUCCAACCAGACUCAGCGGCUCCCCUCCGAGGCGUCGGGCGAUGCAGAGAGGCUGAAGGAGGCGAGCACCGCUCAGAGUCACACGCCUGGAGACACCAGCCUCAGCCUGGCUCUCAGUCUGGGUCAGUCCAGCGACAGCCUGGGGCCGUAUGGGGACGGGGAAGGACCUGAAAACCAGGUCCAACCCAAAAGGCCRAGUCUCAUUGACCGUCAGCCCUCCACCGUGGAGUAUCUCCCUGGUAUGAUGCACUCCAGCUGCCCCAAAGGCCUUCUGCCCAAGUUCUCCAGCUGGUCUCUGCUCAAACUGGGCCCAGCAAAGACAUACAACUGCCACACGGGCCUGGAGCAGCCCGGUUUCCUCCCCGGCUCCUCCUUCCUCUUACCGUGGGACUUGGUGAUUCGCUCUCGAUCGGAGGAAGACACGGGACUGACGGAGCCUCUGGACGGGGGUCCGUCCUCGUGGCCGGCCCCCAACAAGAGUCUGGUGGGAAAGCGAGGCAGUGCCGGGGAUCUGGGCCGGAGGAGGAGGGACGACAUGGCCCGGGUCUUUGUGGGGUUCGAGUACGAGGACAGCAGGGGCCGACGCUUCAUCAGCUCCGGCCCUGAGAAGAUAGUGAAGGCGCUGGGGCCCGGGGGCGCUAAAGACCCCGCCACACGGGUGCUGAACACCGACAUGCCGCUUUACGUCCCGGCUCCAUCGCAGGGCCGAGGCCUGAAGCCACACUUCGCUCAGCUGGCUCGACUUUUCAUCGUGGUGCCUGACGCCCCGCUGGAGAUCACCCUCCACCCCCAGGUCCAGCCUGGCCCCCCUCCCUGCCCGAUCUUCUACACAGAGCAGUCAGAGGUCGUGUUGCCGCCUGACGGCUUCUGGGUUCUGCGCUUCCCUUAUUCCUACGCGACAGAACGUGGCCCCUGUUUCCCCCCCAAGGAGAACCAGCCCCUCAGCAACUUCAAGGUGCUGCGCGGCAUCCUGAGGGCCGCCGCCGCCGCCAACCCGCCGCCRCCGUGAAUCCUUCAGGUGCACAAAAUGAAACAAAUGAACUCUCACAGGAACUUAUUCUGCAGGAGAGGAUUUACGUUUGAACUUUAACUUGAGUUUAAAUCUUAAAACCAAGAAAAUCUGAUGAGAAACUGAAGGUUAGUMUCUGUCUGUUUGCUCAUCAUGACYAAAGUCGCUCAGAAAACUUUCUUGKGGUAAUUUAUAAAUAAUAACCUCCGAUCAGAUUUAUUUCUCUAAUCAGACCCAGUUUUUAUGAUAACUGAUGUUGAAGCUCAGAUCGUGUUUCAACAAACAAGACAGGAAGUCGAUUUAGGUCUGUUUUCUUUGUUUAAUUAUACAAAUUAUGAUUCAUCAGCUUUCUUGAGUUUUGGAUUGUAGGAAAAACAAAAAAAAGGAACUUUGUUAGGAAGUUAUUUGCAGCAGGGGGUGCUGUUGGUGUACAUAUUUUUUUUCUUAAGAUCAACCAUUCUGUGACUUUUACAGUUAAAAUAAGUGAGAACUGACCACUUAUUUCUCACAUUUAACAGAAUGAUUAAAAAAGCUCCUCAGGCUGAAGUUUCAGUGAUAAAAUAUGUCUUUACAAAUUAUUAAUGCACCGAUUGUGCAAUAUCUGUUCUUGUUUUAUUGUGAAUAAAUGCUCCACUGCAGUUAUUAA